Molecule: messenger RNA, 2445 nt
Organism: Plasmodium inui San Antonio 1
Lineage: Eukaryota; Apicomplexa; Aconoidasida; Haemosporida; Plasmodiidae
Product: 4-hydroxy-3-methylbut-2-en-1-yl diphosphate synthase
Exons: 1
Coding region: 1-2445 (814 amino acids)
Biological process (GO): isopentenyl diphosphate biosynthetic process, methylerythritol phosphate pathway; terpenoid biosynthetic process
Molecular function (GO): 4-hydroxy-3-methylbut-2-en-1-yl diphosphate synthase activity (ferredoxin); iron ion binding
Source: RefSeq, a predicted model, not a curated record
AUGCGUCACGCAAAAAAGCUACUCUUUCUCAUGGUAGUCCUCUGUUCUUGCGCCAAAAUAAAAAAAAAAAAAGUGCCCGUCAAGGGGCUUCCCAUUAACAUAUUGGCAAAGCGUAGCAAACGAGACAAGCAAAAUGUUUACCUGUUUCUGCUGGGAACCACCCCGAAGAAGAGUCACAAUAAGAUCUUCCCAUCGGAAGAGAAGCUGAAGCAGAAAAAGAAGAUGUUAAAAAUAAAAUCACUCAAUUCUUUAUCCGAUGAGGACAAGUAUAACCUCAUCAAAGACCUAAAGAAAUACUGUGAGUGCACAAAAAGGUACAGGAGGCUCCCCACAAGGGAAGUGACCAUCGGCAACAUCAAAAUCGGAGGCAACAACAAAAUAGCCAUUCAAACCAUGACUAGCUGCGACACGAGAAAUGUGGAUGAAUGCGUUUAUCAAAUUAAAAAGUGCAAAGAAUUGGGGGCCGAUUUAAUCAGAUUGACAGUCCAAGGGGUACAAGAAGCAGAGGCGAGUUAUCGUAUUAAGGAAAAAUUGCUAGCUGAAAAUAUUACGAUUCCGCUCGUUGCAGACAUACAUUUUAAUCCUAAAAUUUCUCUGAUGGCAGCGGAUGUGUUUGAUAAAAUCCGUGUGAACCCAGGCAAUUACGUCGAUGGAAGGAAAAAAUGGAUCAACAAAGUGUACAAAACGAGGGAAGAGUUUGAUCAAGGGAGAUUAUUUAUCCAGGAGAAGUUCGUUCCCUUGAUUGAAAAGUGUAAGAGGCUGAAUAGAGCCAUACGGAUCGGGACAAAUCACGGCUCUCUAUCUUCUAGGGUGCUGUCAUACUACGGGGAUACCCCCUUAGGCAUGGUCGAAUCAGCGUUCGAAUUUUCAGAUCUCUGUGUACAGAACAACUUUUUCAAUGUGGUCUUUUCCAUGAAGGCUUCCAACGCGUAUAUAAUGAUACAGUCCUAUAGGCUACUCGUGGCUAGACAAUAUGACAGGAUGGAAAACGGAUUGCUAUUCCCCCUACACCUCGGCGUAACGGAAGCAGGGUUUGGAGAUAACGGAAGAAUAAAAUCCUACUUGGGAAUAGGUUCGCUAUUGUACGACGGGAUAGGAGACACCAUCCGAAUUUCGUUAACGGAGGACCCUUGGGAAGAAUUAACUCCAUGCAAAACGUUGAUUAAAAAUUUAAAAAAAAGAAUCUUUUUUUAUGAUGACCCUGAGGGGGGCGAAAAGGAUAGUCAGAUUUCUUCUCCCCCAGGGGAUACUUCCCCCACAUUGCUCACCUUCGAGGAGCACUUUCGAAAUUUUAACAAAAUGGAAAAGAGGAGAGUAGAAAAGAAGGAAGGCGUGCUCCAUGCAGAGUGCACCAUCGGGAACGUAGUCACUGAGAAAGAGCUGGAAGACUCACUGCAAAUUUUCAGAGACUUGAAUUUAGAGGUUGAUCAAAAUGGAAAUCUCAAAAAGGGCUUCAAAUCGACUGACAUUGUUGUUAUCCCUAAAUUGGGGGCGCUAAGCGGUAGGUCCUGGGCAACUGUGGAGAGAUUGGCAGAGGCGGGCCUACAUGUCUUGGCGGAGUACGACGAAGGGGACGUGGCCAUGCUAAGCGGGGGUACCAAUGGGAGCGAAUACACUGACCGGGUGGGCCACGUUCCCCGGAACACCCUAUUUUAUCUCGACCUGAACCGCGUAUUGAGCAUCCUGCAGCAGCACGAGGGACGAAUCCCACUGCACAGCUCCGCGAAGGGGUACGUACUAGUGGUGAAUGGGAAGGAAGACACAAAGCUGAUUGACCAAUUUUUUAACCAAAUCAGAGGGGAGAACCCACUUCCCCUAUUCUUCUUGCUCAAGUCAGACACUAUACAUGAACAUGUCCUCGCUACCAGACGCUUCAACGAAAUUGUGAAUUCUCUAAAUAUAGAUCUUCCUUAUGUGCAUUAUGCGAAUGUCAAUUCGACAAACUAUGACGACAUGCUAGUCGAUUCAACACUCUACGUCGGCACUUGCUUAAUCGAUUUAAUGGGAGAUGGGCUCAUAAUAAAUGUCACCAAUGGGUAUAUAAAACCGGACGGAGACUCUAAAGAGGGAGUUCCUUCCUCUCGAGUUGCACUAAACUCAUUUCUCACUUUGAACAUCCUACAAGAUACACGUGCUCGUUUAUUCAAAACAGAUUAUAUUGCCUGCCCCUCUUGUGGUAGAACCCUUUUUAAUAUACAAGAGACGACAAAAAGGAUUAUGCAGCUGACGGGUCAUUUGAAGGGAGUUAAAAUUGCCGUCAUGGGAUGCAUUGUCAAUGGUAUUGGUGAAAUGGCUGAUGCACAUUUUGGUUAUGUUGGAAGUGCCCCCAAAAAAAUCGACCUGUAUUAUGGGAAAGAACUCGUCGAGAGAAACAUCCCUGAGGAGGAAGCCUGCGACAAACUUGUGGAGCUCAUUAAGAAGCAUAACAUGUGGCAGGACCCGUAG